UGUUCGGGUCGGGAGUGUGAAAUUAUUUUAUUGGCAAGUGCGAUGUGAAGAAGGACAGGCAAUCGACACGCUGGAUCGAGCCAGCUCUGGUCCAGGGGGUUGCCACGACGGUGGAGGGACCGUCCCCCCCGUCGCCCCACAGCCCCCGGGACUGUCGCCCCUUCCUCACGAAAUCAACACUCCCAAGCGACAAGCUGUGGUAGACAGACUUCGAAGGCGAAUUGAAAACUAUAGAAAAAGACAGAGUGACUGUAUGCCGCGGUUCGGUCAAGCUUUCAACGAACACUGCGAACAAAACUUCCAGGAUACCCUCCAGUUGAAACAACGGUUUUUGGACGCGAAAGCCAAAAGAGUACCCAAAACCAAAGACAGAAAGCAGGAAUCCAUUCAGAGCAGCGUGCACGUGCAACAGAAAUUUUUGAAACGAUCCGCCGAAGAAAACGAUCCUGGGGCUUCGGGGGACAAUUUCGAGCCCCCCGUGAAACUCCAGUGUACCACCCAACAGCACGGUUCCCAUCAAAACGAAGGUCUUACGAAGUUCUCCGUCGAAAUUGUCCAGCAGCUCGAAUUCACGACGUCGGCAGCCAAUUCCCAGCCUCAGCAGAUCUCCACCAACGUAACUGUGAAGGCACACACGAACGCCUCGGUGAAGAGCGACGUUUCAUCGCCCAAAUCGAAUCCGUCAACGCCGGCGUCAAACCUGCAGCAGAAAUCGAACAUCGGCUUGGAUGUGGGCACGUUGGUCGAGUGCGUGAAACAAGAACCCGAUAACGAUUUCGCCGAUUUGGACCAAUGUGCCGCGGCAUUAGAGAAGGAUGCGGCUGCCAACGGUGGCACCGGUUUCGGUGGUUUCUCCGACCUCAUCGGAGAAGACACGAACGACGAGAUCAUCACCUCGGAUGCGUUCAACGAUCUGAUCUCCGAUAUUAGCAAUUAUCCCGAGUUAAUGAAAGACUUUGAUUUCGAGGACAAAUCGGACAAUAAUAACGCGAGUGUUAACGGUUUGAAAGUGGAGGACAUUAAAGACUUGCAGCAGCCAGUAUCGGAUAACCCUAAGUCCACUCACAGUCCGUUGGUGUCGAGCCAGAACUAUUCACCGCCCGUGUUCGAUGGGCAAGGCGGCAUCGCGAAGAAUAGAAUGCCGCCAUAUUCCAACAUUGACUUUUGUAAGACUGAACUCAGUCCGGCCGCUCAGACGCUCAAGCAGAUGGCCGAACAACAUCAACACAAAAAUCAAAUGGGCAUGUCCUUUAAUCCCGGCGCAAGAGCGCCGAACUCCAGGUCGCCUUAUCCAGAUUUUCAGUUUCAAGGGGAUUACGGCGGGAGUCCCAAUUCCAACCCCAACUUCCAUAAGAACAGUCCUAAUUUCUCUCAACCCGAUAUGAUUAAACAAGAAAUGAUCUUCCAAGGGAGUGACUUUGAUAUGAAGAGGAAAGGAGCGGGCAUCUAUAAACAGCAAUACUCACCUUACAGCAGUCCGAGUGCUAGCAGCCACGGUAGUCCCGGUUACUUGCCGCGAAAUAGUACGGGAAGUACAGGAGGUGGUGGAGCUUUUGGCAGCGGUACGCCCCCAAGACCAUCUUCUGGACCAGGAGGCACUAAUUCAGGUCCUACGUUACAAAUUAAUCAAGCACAACAACUACACAUUACUCAACAGAAUCAUGGACACGCAAUCCAGGUAUCAGCUGGACAACACCUCCAUUUAAGCGGCGACUUGAAAGGCAAUGUUUCCAUAGCUGCACAACAAGGAAUGCACUUUAAUCAGCAUACGUCCACGAACGGCACGUCCUCUCAAUCCCAGAACACACAAAACGUCCCACAACAAAGUCCGUUGUCAUCAAACCAGCAACAAAAUGCUCAGAUGCACACAAAUAAUUCUCAGCAGGCAUCACAAAAUCAAAACAGCGGACCACAUUUGGGAAGUCCCAUGAUGUCCGGCGGUCAGCAAAUGCCUAAUUCACAAGGGGGACCCAUUGGAGGCAUGCAAGGGCCAGCAAACCUUUCGGGUCCAGGUCCUGGAAAUUUACAAGGUGCAAUGGGCGGUAUAAUGGGUGGCCCGUCCGGAAUGCAGCAUCCUGGUGGAAUGGGUGGAAAUCUUUCUGGUCAGAUGGCGGAUAGCUAUUCUAUGUCUCAAACUCAGACAAUUAAUUUUACGCAACAGAGUUUAAGGCAGCGUGCUAGUGGACCUAAUGUUGUACCAAAUAAUAUGGGACCAAACGGACCAAUGGGACCAGGACCUAUGGGAACUCAAGGUGGAAUGGGACCACGUAUGAUGAAUACUCAAACUUUAGAGCAACAGAAACUCCUACAGCAACAGCAAAUGUUGAGAGCACAACAGGCAGCUGCGUUACAGCAGCACAUGGUCAGGCCGCCACCUCCAGAUUACAAAAGCAGUGCUGCUGGAUUAAUGCAAGGUGUGCAACCUAGGUUUACGGGAGCACCACCCAACAUUCGAAGAAUGCCUCAUCAACCGAUGCCACCUUCAGGUCCGAUGAUUCGUCCACAUAAUAUGUAUAUAAUGCAACAACAACAGCAGCAACAACAUAUGAUGAACAGAAAUAUAUAUCCACGUCAACAAGGUCCAGUUAGUGGCAUGGAAGCCAUGCAACAUGGCAGUACUGAAUGGCGUCAUCUUCUUAUGCAACAACAAAAUAGUAACUUUAGUCCACAAAUGAGGCCAAAUAUGCAGCAAGCUUUUAACAUGAAUGCUGGAGGUAUGCAAUUGUCUGCUCAACAUCCACAACUUAGGAAUCAGCAAGGGAUAAGUCAGGCUCAAGUAAUGAGUCAGGGUGGCAGUCCGAUGUCACAAAUGAACAACAUGAAUCAAAUGUUAAAUCAUAUGCAACAGCAAAAUAUGAUGCAACAACAAAAUUCUCAGAUGUCCAUAUCAAAUAUAUCAAGUAUUCACAUGCAACAAUCGCAGUCAAUGACAGUGACCAAUCAAUCGUUACAGCAACAAAAUAUGAACAAUCAACUUGUAAAUAAUACGACAAGCAACCAAAACAAUUCUUUGAACAGUUUUAAUUCGCAAAAUACAGAUUUUAUUGGUCUCGAAUUCUUAGAUAAUCUUCCGACAACAGAUACAACAGCAUUUACAGACCAGGAGUUGUUAAACUCAUUUGACAGUGACUCUGGCUUUAAUUUAGAUUUUUAGUAGAAUUUUAUAUGGUUUUGUUAAUAUUUUUUAUAUAUAUAUUUUUGUACAUAUUUAUAUUAACUGUGGUUUCUGUUGGUAUUAAUUUAUAUUUUUGAGUAUACAUAUUCUGUCAACAUAUUUUGUUCUUUAUAUUGCGAUAGUUUAAGUCUUAAAUUUGUUUUUGAAACUUUUAUUUUGAUAUGCAAUAUACAAAAUAUACACAAGCGACAAUAUACCUAUCAAAUAUCUACAGUUUGUAUUAAGUACACUGCCAUGAUGCAGAAUAUUAUAUGAUUAUAAAAAAAUAGAGCUGUGACAAAGUGGAGUGAAAUUUUGUAGUACGGACUACAAAAAACAAAAUUUUACAUUUAUACGGUUUAUAAAUUUGUGGUUUUGUACACAAAAUAGAAUUGAAUCUCAUUUGUCAUAUCAUGACUUUGUAAUAUGUACAUUGGAUAAGUAUUAAUAUUUUAUCCACAAAGCUGUAGGAAUUUAACCUACAAUACAUAAUAUUUGCGAGUUUUUAAAAACGAUAAAAGUUUUAAAUUCGUAAAUAUUACAGGUUGCGGUAACUCUAGUUUGUAUAUACAGUAGGACAACCGUGUUAUAUUGAACAGUUAUUUCAAAUUCUGUAAUCCAAUAGUAAAUGUUCAAGCACUGAUCCAGCAAUUUAUUUCAUAAAUGAGGUGUGUAAUUGUUUUAAUUUGAUUGUAUAUUUGUAUCUCUACUUAUCAAGCAAUGUAGUCUUUUUACUGUUAUUGAGUAACUAUUGUUUUUCAUUGACAGUGUUUUUUUUUUUAGUAUUUAAGAAAAGUGCUGUGAAUUUUACCCUUGUCACUUAUUUAAUAACUUGCGAAGGUCAGUGUUUCUAGUAAAUUAAUAAAUUAAGUAAAGUUAACUGGCUUAAAUAUAAGAAAUUUUGAUUCAGUCAUAGGAGAAUUAAUUGUUUUGGUAUUUUAUAUAUUGUCACAUGCAAAAACUAUUUUUUUAUUCAUAUUUAAUAUUUAAGCCACAGAAAUUGAGGAUGAUCUCAAUAGAGUAAUAUUCAUUAUAUAAAUCUAAUACUUUUCUUAUCUUGUAGCUACUCAUACAUUCCAGUUUGCAAAUCAGUUUCAAGUUACUGUAACCAGUAUUGGUGAUAAAAGCAUUAUAAUUUCAGUAUUUUCAAUAAAAAGUUUUCAUUUUUCAUGUGAACACAUUCAUUAGCAGACCACAGUUUAGUUUGAUUUGUAAUAAUUUAUAUGUGUACUUAGAUCAAGAAAAGUGGCAUUGUUAAAAUAUUCUAAUUUUUGCAACAUACAAGAGUUUAUAUUGAAAAUAUAUAUUCCAUGUUUUGUAGAUUUAUCAUAAAUUCAGGUGAUUAUAAUAAAUAUCUAAUGACAAUUUAAAA
This is a messenger RNA of Zophobas morio, 4526 nucleotides long. RefSeq names its product neurogenic protein mastermind-like. Gene Ontology annotation, cellular component: nuclear speck. Gene Ontology annotation, biological process: Notch signaling pathway; positive regulation of transcription by RNA polymerase II. The record is from RefSeq and is a predicted model, not a curated record. Gene Ontology annotation, molecular function: transcription coactivator activity. Lineage: Eukaryota; Metazoa; Arthropoda; Insecta; Coleoptera; Tenebrionidae. The transcript has 9 exons. Bases 254 to 3154 code for a protein of 966 amino acids.